Cottoperca gobio is the source of this 2054-nucleotide messenger RNA. RefSeq names its product abl-interactor 1a (gene abi1a). NCBI's taxonomy places the organism in Eukaryota, Metazoa, Chordata, Actinopteri, Perciformes, Bovichtidae. Gene Ontology annotation, cellular component: SCAR complex; actin-based cell projection; lamellipodium. The transcript has 12 exons. The record is from RefSeq and is a predicted model, not a curated record. Gene Ontology annotation, biological process: neuron migration. Gene Ontology annotation, molecular function: SH3 domain binding; signaling adaptor activity. The coding region runs from base 65 to 1765 and encodes 566 amino acids.
GGCUGGUGGCUGUUUCAAUCAAAGGGAAGGCAGAGGGAAGGGAGGCUCUGCGGAGAGAUGUAAGAUGGCAGAGCUACAAAUGUUGUUAGAGGAAGAGAUUCCGGCCGGUAAAAGAGCGCUUGUGGAGAGUUACCAAAACCUUACCAGAGUAGCAGACUACUGCGAGAACAAUUAUGUCCAGGCCCAGGACAAGAGGAAAGCUCUGGAGGAGACCAAAGCCUACACCACCCAGUCCCUGGCCAGUGUGGCCUACCAGAUCAAUGCCUUAGCCAACAAUGUACUGCAGCUGCUGGACAUCCAGGCCUCGCAGCUGCGGCGCAUGGAGUCCUCCAUCAACCACAUCUCCCAGACGGUGGACAUCCAUAAAGAAAAGGUGGCCAGACGGGAGAUCGGGAUCCUGACCACCAACAAGAACACGUCGAGGACCCAUAAGAUCAUAGCGCCAGCUAAUAUGGAGAGGCCUGUCAGGUACAUCAGGAAGCCUGUUGACUACACUGUACUGGAUGACGUCGGCCAUGGCGUUAAGUGGCUAAAAGCCAAGCAACAUGGAAACAAUCAGACGGUCAGAGGAGGAACACUAUCGAGGACCAAUCCGCCGACGCAGAAGCCGCCAAGCCCUCCCAUGUCAGGGCGUGGCACGCUCGGACGCAACACGUCCUACAAGACCUUGGAGCCGGUGAAGCCGCCCACGGUGCCCAACGACUACAUGACUAGCCCCGCUCGACUAAACAACCAGCAGGGCCAGCAGCACAGCCCCGGACGCACGGCGUCGCUCAACCAGAGGCAACGCACACACAGUGGAAGCAGCGGGGGUAGUAGCAGCAGGGAGAACAGCGGCAGCAGCGGUAUCGGCAUUCCCAUCGCCGUGCCUACACCCUCCAUCCCCAACUCUGGACCAGUCCCGCCCAUGUCUGCUCCUCCGGGAGCCCCUCCGCCUCCCCCACCACCCCCUCCUCCUCCACCACCAUCUCUUCCUCCUCCCGCUCCUCCCAUGGCCGGGCUCGGCCCCACGCCACAACCACCACCUCCACCUCCACCUAUAGUGGUGGCCCCUGGGCCUGGUCUGGGCCCCGCUCCAAUGUCCCAGUUUGGAACCAUCUCGCGGCAGAUUUCGCGGCACAACCCCUCCAACUCCUCUGUCUCUAUGGUUUCGGCCACGGGCACCUACCGCCGGGCGCCGUCGGUCACUUCCCAGUUCUCCUUGCAGCAGCAGCAGCAACUACAGCAGCAACAACUACUACAGCAGCAGCAGCAGCAGCAGCAGCAACAGCAACAGCCUCAUAUUAAUGGAGGCACUCACGGCUACGGCCAGAAUUCAAUGUCUAUCGCUCCUCCUCCCCCCAUGCCCCAGCUGACUCCACAGAUACCUCUGACUGGCUUUGUGGCCAGGAUGCAGGAGAGCAUUGCAGAUACUCCUACUCCACCUCCUCCUCCGCCUCCAGAUGACAUGCCCAUGUUUGAUGACUCCCCUCCGCCUCCGCCGCCUCCUCCAGUUGAUUAUGAGGAGGAGGACGCUGCCGUCGUGCAGUACAGCGACCCCUACGCCGAUGGAGAUCCGCAGUGGGCACCCAAGACCUACGUCGAGAAAGUGGUGGCCAUCUACGACUACAGCCAGGACAAGGGCGACGAGUUGAGUUUCAUGGAGGGGUCGAUCAUUUACGUCAUCAAGAAGAACGACGACGGCUGGUACGAGGGCGUCGCCAACGGCACCACCGGACUGUUCCCCGGCAACUACGUGGAGUCCAUCAUGCACUACGCCGACUGAAGGGCCCUCGCAGUAACAGUAAAGUCUAUUUAUUCAGUCAUAUCAUAAUCCACUGAGAGACUGACCGCCGCAACCUUGACUCCUGAGACGCAUAGACAUAACUGUAUGAUCCUCUUUUGAUAUGACAGAAUGUUCUUUCCCUUACUGAUUGCAAAUAAAAUGAAAAGUAAUAUCUAUUUAGUUUAUUUUGGUGUUAUAUGGGCGGGUGGGGGACAUUUAUGGAAUAUGUAAAAAAAAAAAAAAAAAAUAUUGGACUGCACGUGCUCAACGCUGGUUGAACUCAAAAGAC